Molecule: messenger RNA, 1817 nt
Organism: Nestor notabilis (Kea)
Lineage: Eukaryota; Metazoa; Chordata; Aves; Psittaciformes; Psittacidae
Product: kinesin-like protein KIF16B
Exons: 18
Biological process (GO): microtubule-based movement
Molecular function (GO): ATP binding; microtubule binding; microtubule motor activity
Source: RefSeq, a predicted model, not a curated record
GACCUUAAUGCAAAGUUUAUUAUUUCAAUGGAAAAAAACAAGACGACAAUCACAAACUUAAAGGUACCAGAGGGUGGUACUGGAGAUACAGGACGAGAAAGAACUAAGACAUUUACCUAUGAUUUUUCCUAUUUCUCAGCAGACAGUAAAAGUCCCAGCUUUGUUUGUCAAGAAAUGGUUUUCAAAAAUCUGGGUACAGAUGUGCUUAAAUCUGCUUUUGAAGGUUAUAAUGCUUGUGUUUUUGCAUAUGGCCAGACUGGAUCUGGGAAGUCCUACACCAUGAUGGGAAAUGCGGGUGAUGCUGGUUUAAUACCUCGCAUUUGUGAAGGAUUAUUCAGCAAAAUAAGCGAGAAAACAAAGCGGAAUGAGGCUUCCUUUCGCACAGAAGUCAGUUAUCUGGAAAUUUAUAAUGAACGUGUGAGAGAUCUUCUGAGACGGAAGUCAUCGAAAACUAACAAUUUACGAAUACGAGAACAUCCAAAAGAAGGGCCCUAUGUUGAGGAUUUGUCUAAACAUUUAGUGCAAAAUUAUACUGAUGUAGAGGAACUUAUGGACGCAGGAAAUAUAAAUAGAACGACGGCUGCAACUGGAAUGAACGAUGUCAGUAGCAGGUCACAUGCCAUUUUCACAAUCAACUUCACUCAGGCUAAAUUUGAUUCGGAAAUGCCUUGUGAAACUGUUAGCAAGAUUCAUUUGGUAGAUCUUGCUGGAAGUGAGCGAGCAGAUGCCACUGGUGCCACAGGGGUUAGGUUAAAGGAAGGAGGGAAUAUUAACAAAUCUCUAGUUACUCUGGGAAAUGUAAUUUCUGCCUUAGCUGAUUUAUCUCAGGAUGCAACAAAUCCACUUUCAAAGAAGAAACAAGUAUUUGUGCCUUACAGGGACUCUGUGUUGACUUGGUUGUUAAAAGAUAGCCUAGGAGGAAAUUCUAAAACGAUAAUGAUUGCAACUAUUUCACCCGCUGAUGUCAAUUAUGGAGAAACUUUAAGUACACUUCGCUAUGCAAAUAGAGCCAAAAACAUCAUCAACAAGCCUACUAUUAAUGAGGAUCCUAACGUCAAACUGAUCCGUGAGCUGAGAGCUGAAAUAGCCCGAUUAAAAGCCCUGCUUGCUCAAGGGAAUCAGAUUGCACUCUUGGAUUCUCCAACAGCUUUAAGUAUGGAAGAAAAGCUUCAGCAGAAUGAAGCAAGGGUAAAAGAACUGACCAAAGAGUGGACAAACAAGUGGAACGAGACUCAAGAUAUUCUGAAAGAACAAACCUUGGCUCUAAGGAAAGAAGGGAUAGGUGUUGUGUUAGAUUCUGAACUGCCUCAUCUAAUUGGCAUUGAUGAUGAUCUUCUCAGUACUGGUAUCAUCUUGUACCACUUGAAGGAAGGUCAAACACAUGUUGGCAGAGAUGAUGCUAUGACUGAACAGGAUAUUGUUCUUCAUGGCCUUGAUUUGGAAAGUGAGCAUUGCAUCUUUGAAAAUCUUGACGGUACUGUGAAUCUAAUACCACUGAAUGGGGCGCAGUGUUCUGUGAAUGGUAUUCAGAUUACAGAGGCCACACACCUAAACCAAGGUGCUGUUAUAUUACUUGGAAGAACCAAUAUGUUUCGCUUUAACCACCCCAAAGAAGCUGCUAAACUAAGGGAGAAAAGGAAGAGUGGACUGCUGUCUUCCUUCAGCUUGUCUAUGACAGAUCUUUCAAAAUCCUGUGAGAACCUGUCAGCAGUUAUGCUUUAUAAUCCAGGUCUUUUUCCUGUAAAAGGACCGAUCUGUCUAAGGCUAGAAUUUGAGAGACAACAACGGGAGGAGCUUGAAAAAUUAGAAAGUAAAAG